Molecule: messenger RNA, 432 nt
Organism: Galeopterus variegatus (Sunda flying lemur)
Lineage: Eukaryota; Metazoa; Chordata; Mammalia; Dermoptera; Cynocephalidae
Product: histone H2A-beta, sperm-like
Exons: 2
Coding region: 1-432 (143 amino acids)
Cellular component (GO): nucleosome
Molecular function (GO): DNA binding; protein heterodimerization activity; structural constituent of chromatin
Source: RefSeq, a predicted model, not a curated record
AUGUCUGGACGUUUGAAACAAGGCGGCAAAGCUCGCGCCAAGGCCAAGACGCGCUCUUCCCGGGCCGGGCUGCAGUUCCCCGUGGGCCGUGUGCACCGCCUGCUCCGCAAGGGCAACUACUCCGAGCGGGUGGGAGCCGGCGCGCCGGUGUACCUGGCGGCGGUGCUGGAGUAUCUGACCGCCGAGAUCCUGGAGCUGGCGGGCAACGCGGCCCGCGACAACAAGAAGACGCGCAUCAUCCCGCGCCACCUGCAGCUGGCCAUCCGCAACGACGAGGAGCUCAACAAGCUGCUGGGUACCAAUGGAAUGCUAUUAUGCAGGACGGGUAUUUUGAUUGGUCAUACUGGUAUUUACAAGGAGUCUGCUGACAAUAUUAAAGUGGUAUUGACAUGUGUCCUCGCAAACACGACAGGCUCCAAGUCCUUCAUGUAA